CCUCCUUCCGCGUGCGCCCCCCGGAGCCCUCCUCGGCCGGGCCUCGGCCGCCUUUUAAAGCAAACCCGCCCAUCAUGUCACUCCCCAGUCGCUUUGAGCUCCAGAAGCUGUGAGCCAGGAGCACUCUCUCUCCGCCUUUGUCUGUCAGCCCUCCGGUCGUCCUAGUCGCUUUCCCCCCCUCGAUUCACCGCGGCCAUGUAUCGCUACUUCGGGGAGCUGUUGAGCCGCUCGGCGGGCAGCGCGUUGGCCUCGGGCUGCUCGGACGCUGCUCUCCCAGCGUCCGCCUCCCUGCUGCGGGUACGCCGCUACGCCGACGCGGCGGUCGAGCAGCAGCCGGACGACCCCAACUUCUUCCGCAUGGUGGAAGGUUUUUUCGACCGCGGCGCCGCCAUCGUAGAGGACAAGCUAGUGGAGGACCUGCGCACCCGUGAGACCCCCGAGCAGAAGCGGCACCGCGUGAGAGGCAUCCUGCGCAUCAUUAAGCCGUGCAACCACGUCUUGAGCGUGUCCUUCCCCAUUAAGCGCGACAACGGGGAGUGGGAGGUGGUGGAGGGAUACCGCGCCCAGCAUAGCCAGCACCGGACACCCUGCAAGGGAGGUAUCCGUUACAGCACUGAUGUAUCAGUGGAUGAGGUGAAAGCUCUGGCUUCCUUGAUGACGUACAAAUGCGCCGUCGUAGACGUGCCGUUCGGAGGAGCCAAAGCUGGGGUCAAGAUCAACCCGAGGAAUUACUCUGACAAUGAGUUGGAGAAGAUCACAAGGAGAUUCACCAUCGAGCUAGCCAAGAAGGGCUUCAUUGGACCCGGCAUCGACGUUCCGGCUCCGGACAUGAGCACCGGCGAGCGGGAAAUGUCCUGGAUCGCUGACACCUAUGCCAACACUAUUGCGCACACGGACAUCAACGCGCAUGCCUGCGUGACAGGAAAACCAAUCAGCCAAGGUGGCAUCCACGGCCGUAUCUCGGCGACCGGUCGGGGAGUCUUCCAUGGCAUUGAGAACUUCAUUAACGAGGCUUCCUACAUGAGCAUGCUGGGAUUGACUCCCGGAUUCAAGGAUAAGACUUUCAUCGUGCAGGGCUUCGGUAAUGUGGGUCUGCACUCCAUGCGCUACCUGCACCGGUACGGCGCCAAGUGCGUGGGCGUUGGCGAGAUCGACGGCGCCAUCUACAACCCAGAAGGCAUCGACCCCAAGCAACUGGAGGACUACAAACUGCAACACGGCACCAUCGUGGGUUUCCCAGGGGCCAAACCCUAUGAGGGGAACAUUCUGGAAGCAGACUGCCACAUCUUAAUCCCAGCCGCUGGGGAGAAGCAGCUCAAGCGGGACAACGCCCCCAAAAUCAAGGCCAAGAUCAUUGCCGAGGGAGCCAACGGUCCCACCACCCCCGACGCCGACAAGGUCUUCCUGGCCAAUAACGUCAUGGUCAUCCCUGAUAUGUACCUGAACGCAGGCGGUGUGACAGUGUCAUAUUUCGAGUGGCUGAAAAAUCUCAACCACGUCAGCUAUGGACGCCUGACCUUCAAAUAUGAGCGGGACUCCAACUACCAUCUGCUCAUGUCCGUCCAAGAGAGUCUGGAGAGGAAAUUUGGCAAGCAAGGAGGACCCAUCCCUAUUGUGCCCACUGCUGACUUCCAGGCCAGAGUUGCUGGUGCCUCCGAGAAGGACAUCGUUCACUCCGGUUUGGCGUACACAAUGGAGAGAUCUGCCCGGCAAAUCAUGCGCACGGCGAGCAAAUACAACUUGGGUCUCGACUUGCGGACGGCCGCCUACGUCAAUGCCAUCGAGAAGGUGUUCAAGGUGUACAAUGAGGCCGGGCUCACGUUCACAUAAGCCCCCUACCCACUGUACUUUUUUUCACGCCGCCGUUGUCUUUCCGCCCCUCAGCCGUCAAAGUUUAAAUAGCCUCGAGAACAUAUCAGCGUCUUUGCAUACGUCGUCGUCGUUUACCCGCUUUUACGCGUAAGAAAACGCAGAUAGUGAGACUUCUCCAAAGAACAAACCAUCUUUGUGGUCCGUUUGGUCACUGUAGUUUAAUGGCGUGCGCCACCCGCUGGCUGUGACCAGCACUGCAGAUGCCUUAAUGCUGGAUUAAAGGGAGAUCAUAGAAUCACAAUGAAAGAAAGGUUAUUAAGAGUUAUAAACAAUGUUUCCCCCUACUAGCAAGAUAUUUUUUUUUCUCUUUUGAUUAUGAAGGAGUUCAUACAACCUGAUUUUUUUUUUUUCUGCCUAUCAAGUUCUGUAAAGCAGCUUUUCCUCAAGACGAGAAAAUUGGGUCAUAUUUUAACCGUCCGCUUGCUCAUUUUCAUGUUAUUUUAGAGGAAAUAUCUUUUUUAUUUUUUUUUUAAACAUUAUUUUCUUUUUUGGGGGGGAAAACAAUAAAAUGUUGACACGUCCAAGAAUUGUUUUUUUUUUUUUUCUUUUCCUAAGCUGGCUGGUAAUUAAAAAAAAAAAAAAAAAACUGAAUUAAUAGUUAAUUAUUGAAGUAUUUCAUUUUAGUCAUCUAGAACGAUCCCUACACACUUUUAACUCGUUGGCUGCCAUACACGGCACUAAAUGUCCAGUCCAUUUUGACUGGGAGUGCUGGCAAUAAUUGCAACCAGUCCUCCCUGGCGAAAUGGAUUGGACGUUGUGCGCCGUAAAUGGCCGCUAAAGAGUUUGAUAUUAUUAAAUUAACAAAAAAAUAAAUUUAAAAAAUUGGGUGUUAUUGGGGGCCAUAACCAUUAUAUUUCUAUUUUGUUUUUAGAUUUUAUUAAUUUAUGAAUGUACAUAUUCAUAAAAUAGAUUAAUACUUCAAAAUAUAAUAAUACUCAAUUUAUGUAACUUGGCUGCACAACGUUACCCAAAAUGUGAAGUUAUAUUUUUUUAGAUUGCCAAACAAUAGUCCCUUGCCCUUUAAGUCACAUUUUUAUAUAUUAAACUUUUAAUGGCAUAAUUGACUUAAAGUUUAAUUAAAAAAAAAAAUCUUCUGUUACAUUUUUUAAAAUGUUUUUAACUAAUGAAAUGGCAAGCGUUAUGCUGCAUUUUGUAGCUACAUUUAACUGAUACAAAUGGAUCAAGUGUGUAGGUUUGGUCUCAACAUUGGUAGGGACAAGAUAACAGCAUAUCCUAAAUAUAUAUUCUUGUUUUCCUGGGGAUGGGACAUUAAUAAAACCAAACAGAUUGGGUGAAUGGGGGUCAAAGCUACAUUUCUCACGAACAUGAACCUAAUUAAUUAAUAGACUAAAUGUAGCCUGGAACUCCCGGCUCCCCGCUGUUCCAGCAAUAGUCUAGCGAUCUUCCCGCAGAUCAAAAUCCCAGGGCGGAGCAAGCCACAG
Corythoichthys intestinalis (scribbled pipefish) is the source of this 3314-nucleotide messenger RNA. RefSeq names its product glutamate dehydrogenase 1b (gene glud1b). The coding region runs from base 196 to 1830 and encodes 544 amino acids. Gene Ontology annotation, molecular function: L-glutamate dehydrogenase (NAD+) activity. NCBI's taxonomy places the organism in Eukaryota, Metazoa, Chordata, Actinopteri, Syngnathiformes, Syngnathidae. The record is from RefSeq and is a predicted model, not a curated record. The transcript has 13 exons. Gene Ontology annotation, biological process: L-glutamate catabolic process. Gene Ontology annotation, cellular component: mitochondrion.